Lecanosticta acicola is the source of this 541-nucleotide messenger RNA. Lineage: Eukaryota; Fungi; Ascomycota; Dothideomycetes; Mycosphaerellales; Mycosphaerellaceae. The record is from the annotation of a GenBank genome assembly.
AUGGCCUCGUCUGUGAGGCUCGAGAGUACUUGGGAGGACAGCGACAGCGACAAGAUGCGGCGACUUCGCGCGCGGAAGCGACAGCUCGAGGAGGCAGAAGUCUACAAUGCUCCCGCGACACUGCGCAAGAAGAGGCGCGCCGUGCGAGAGCAGGCCAAGCUGACGUCCACCACAUCCGCUUCGACCGAGUACACAUGCCCUCCCCAUGCGAUCCCUGUCCGAGACGACGUCUUUACUGAUGACAAGCAGGCUGGAAUUCGACGAUGCCGUUACCGAACAGAACUAUCCUUCGGAUCCCACGCCCGACCCCUCUUCUCAGAUCGAGCCAGCAACCAAGGUGACUGUACAAGAAGCGCGGAGAGCACGGCGCAUCCGUGCUGCCCAGCGUCGGAGAGAUGGGGAGGUGAAGGGUGUCGACGAUGCGUCGGGCGAGAAAGGGAGUACACCGAAAGGCACGCGGCGCAAGUUCCGCCUUCGCGAUGCGCAGAAGAUGGGAGCAGCGGCAGGCGGCGAAGAGACCCCUGCAACUCGAUCGAAGUGA